AUGGAUAUUAAUCUAAUGAAUAAUACGAAAACAUCAAAUUUAUAUAUUAGUCCAACAUUAAUUUGGUGUUUAUUAAUGCCAUUAAUACAUUUGUUAAGUUUAAUUUCGAAUAUAUUUUGUAUUAUUGUAUUUUGUUCUAAAACAUUUAUUCAUAAACCAAUAGCUAUUUAUUUUAUUUGUUUAUUAAUAAGUGAUUCAACAACAUUAUUAAUUGGUUAUACUGAAAUGGUUGAACGUGAAUCUUCUAUGAGUGAUAAAUCAUCUUUAUUAUGUAUGUUUAAUGGAAAAAUAAUUCGUAGUUUAACAGAUUUUGUUUAUACAUUUAUGGGAAAAUUUUGUCUUGAAUGGAUGCUUUAUAAAAUAUUAUGGACACGUGCAUCAACAAUAUUACUUGCUAUAUUAAGUAUACAACGUUCACGAACAUUUUUUUCAUUAUCAUAUCGUGAAACACGUUUUUGUGCUGUAUUAGCAUGCAUCAGUAGUCUUGUUAUUGCUAUAUUAAUAACUUGCUUUGAAUGGAUUGGUAUACAAUGUUCGAAAUCAACUGAUUCAAAGAUUUAUUUCGAAAUAUUUCAAUUAAUAAAAGAUAAUAAAUUAUUUAAAAAAAUUUAUUCAAGAGUUUUAUAUGACCAUUAUGAUGAAUUUAUUGAUAAAUAUUAUUGUAUAUUUCAAUCAUUAGGUAUCAAUCAAUUGAAUAGUACAAUAUCAAAAAUAAAUGAGUUCAAUUGUUCAAAUACAACAAUUUCAUCUGAAUUUUAUUAUUUAACUCAAUCAUUACUUUCUAAUCGUGAUUCAAGUAUAUCGGUUAGUACAACAAAUGUAUUAACACAUAUUUAUGAAAAUAGUUUUAAUAUAACAAAUGCUUCUAUUUUAAUUGAACAACUUCCAAAAAUAAAAUCAUCAGAUGUAUUAUUAAAAUUAUUUGAAAAACGUUCAUGUCAAAUAACAAUAAUGUAUUCUGUUUAUCUAAAAAUAUUUGAUUUUCUUCAUUCAUUAUCAUUUGCAUUUAAUCGACAUACAAUGGCUAUAUUUUUUGGUAAUGCAUUACCAUCAUUUAUUGUCUUUUUAGCAAAUUUAUCAUCAUUAAAAGUUAUUUAUUUUUCAACAAAUUUAAAAUAUUUAAAACGUACAACAAGAAAUAAUCGUCAUAGAAAUCGUUUACAAAAUGAUGUACGUGCAUUUCUUGUUAUAUUAAUUGAAAGUUUUUCUGUUAUAACAAUAUCAUGGGGUAUACCAAUAUUUUUAACAAUGUAUUAUUGUCAUACAUUAUAUGUUGUUACAAUGGCAUCAUGUCCACAAAUAAAACAAUCAUUAGCAUUAUUUCUUUUUACUGAUUUAUUUAAUUCAUCUACAAAUUGUUUAUUAUAUUCAUUAUCAGGAAAAUUAUUUCGACGAAAAUAUAUUUCAAUUUUUAAAAUUAUAUUUACAUGUGGUCGUAGUAAAUCAUGGGAUAUUAAACAAAAUCCAUUACUUUCACCAUCACAACAAAUGGAAUUACAAAUAUCAAAUGAACCAUCAAUCAAUUGUAAUUAUGCUAUUUAUUCAAGACCAGAAAGUUGUCGACAGUCUGAACUUUUAUCAUCAAUACAAAUAAAAAAAUUACAAAAUUUAUCAAAAAAGAAAAAACUCUCAGAUAAUAAUGAUGCUUCAUUAAAUAUGCUUAAAACUGUAGAGGAACAAAAUAUUAAUGGUGAAAAUGAUGUAGAAUCUAUUAAAAAAAAUCAUCUUACUAAUAAAUAUAAAAGACCACAAACAAUCAAGACAUUCUUUAUUGAUAAAGUGCAUUUUUUUGGUUCAAGAAAAAAUAUUGAAGUAAGAAAACAACAAACUGAAUUAAAUACAAUUGGUCAAAAGAAGACGAGAAAAAAGGCUAAUAUAUCAUUUUUAUAA
Messenger RNA from Rotaria sp. Silwood2, 1890 nucleotides. Lineage: Eukaryota; Metazoa; Rotifera; Eurotatoria; Philodinida; Philodinidae. The record is from the annotation of a GenBank genome assembly.